This is a messenger RNA of Didymodactylos carnosus, 252 nucleotides long. Lineage: Eukaryota; Metazoa; Rotifera; Eurotatoria; Philodinida; Philodinidae. The record is from the annotation of a GenBank genome assembly.
AUGGCAGCAUCACCUGACGACCCACAAAUAUAUUCAAAUUAUGCUGUGGAUAUUACCAAGAAUUUAAUAUUAUGUGAAGCUAUUGUGGACGAUUAUUUAGUGAUGUAUUAUACCAUAGUUAAUGGAACUAUAACUGAUAAACAUAUCUGUCAAAGCAAUAUACAAGAACUAAUUAAGCGUGCUCAAUCAUAUGAAAACUUAUUUACAGCCAUCGGAAAACAUUUUGAAGUUAAAUUAGAACGAUUAUUAUGA